AGAGCGCGCUCUCCUUGAGUGGGCUCGACGUUUCAAGGUUUCGAGGAUGGCUAGCCCUAGGACCCGUAGAGUGUUGAUGGAUGUCAAGAAGUCGAGUGCCAACCAUAUCGUUGGUGGGAUGCUGUCAUACACGUUUUCAUGUCUGAUCUUGCUUGAUUUUGAAACCGACAAAAUUCAACCACAAAAACCAUCGUUAUCAUCAGUAGCAUAAGGCUACUGCUCCUAAAGUGGAUAGUGAGGAAAUAAUUUUGUUAAAUGACCAAGCUACUGACAAAUGUUAUGCUUCGAAUGUGGGUCCCCUAAUCCUCAAUGGGCUAGCGUUACAUAUGGCAUAUGGAUAUGUUUGGAGUGUUCAGGAAAGCAUCGUGGUUUGGGUGUUCAUCUAAGCUUUGUGCGCUCAAUUAACAUGGAUAAAUGGAAGGAGUUGGAGUUGGAGAGAAUGAAAGUUGGAGGCAAUAAUCAUGCUAAGAAAUUCUUCGCUUCACAACCGGAUUAUAGACCUCAGUGGACUCUGCAUGAAAAAUACAACAGCAGAGCUGCUGCUUUGUUAAGAGAUAAGAUUGCUACUGAAGCAUCUGGUGGAGUAUGGAGUGAAGAGACAUCUAAUGUACCUAACACAUGUACCAAUUUAAACCAUGUGAAAACUGCAAAUGAUCUGUCAUCUUUAUCUUUCGAUAAAUCAAGCUCUAGCAAUAUGCGUAGUGAAUGUGAGACUUCAGGUUUUAAUUCUGGACGCAACAAAAUGCCCAGCUGUCACUCAGAUUUGGAAUCCUGGUUAAGAGACACGAGUUUAUCUGAAGGACGUAGAUCAUCUACUACCGGUUUCGAGCAAAUUCCAGAUUGGGCUAACUCUAGUUCUGUUAAUAACGUGGAAUAUGAGAAUUCUUCCUCUAGGCACUAUUCAUUAGUACCUGAUUCAUCCACAUGGCAAUCAGGUUGGGCUAUGGUCAGUCAGGUGGCUUCAGCAGCCGCUAGGCGCACCAGUCAAUUAGCAUCUCAAGCUACACAAAAAACGAAAGAACUAACCCACUCUGUUCACGAAAAGGUCAAAGAUAGUAAUAUUUUGGAUUCGUUGUCAAAAGGUGUUGAUUCUGUUGCAACCAAGUUGCAGACUGUGAAAACUCAAGGAAUCCGAAGUAUCGAGUCAUAUUGGGCCAGUAAUCCUCAGUCGGAUUUGUCAACUGGAAAUUCUGAUAAAUCCUAUGGUUCUACUCGUUUCAGUACCCAUGAACAAGAUCGCCCAAAUUCAAUGUUCUUCAACUCAAAUCUACAACAAGGAACUAGUUCAUUUGAUGCAGGAGCAUCCCUGCAGAGUACAAAAUGGACCUCUGGUGAAGAUAGUGGAUGGGAUUUAAGUGGUGAUCGUGACUGGGCGUCAGUUGAUUGGUCUGCUGGUAGUGGUGAUUCCAAGUCGAUGGCAAUUGCUGACCAAUCACUUAUGCGACGUGAUCUCAAGUUCGACACAGGAUACAAUCGUAGUCGAAAGAAUUCCUAGCUUUUCAACAGAAAUAUUCUUUUCCAAAAAGUUAAUAUUUAAGGUGCACAGAGAUCAUAUGAAACAUGUUUGUUUUUGUCUCUUUGGUUUGAACUAGGUGAGUGAGUUUCUCUUACUUUUGUCUAUACUAAUCAUUGUCUUCAUCUAUUCAUCCAUUCGUUCAUUCUGCUUACUGGAAGAAAGAAGACUUUAUCCCCGUUCAUAAAUGUAUGCAUACUUGAAUUUCUCUCACUUUUACUAUGUUUGUUUGUGUUGUUUUUUUAAGUUAUCAAUUGCUAUGGCAUCAUAAUAUCUACUAAUGACAAUAUUUAUGGAAUAUUAUAAUAAUUAUGUUAAUACUAGUGAUUUUCCCAUUCAUCGGUCUUUCUUUCUCUUUUUCUUUUUCACAUCUUUCUUGCUACAUUUUGUUUAUGUUUUCGGAGAAUUGAGAGAUUGUGUUGUUUUUUUCUCCAUAUGGAGUAGUUCAUGAAGGGAUAGGUGAUUUUUUUUCAUGAUUUCACGCUUAUACGGUUUUUUGCUGUAACACAACAGAGAAAAAUAUAAAUUCCAGCUCCG
Molecule: messenger RNA, 2050 nt
Organism: Heterobilharzia americana
Lineage: Eukaryota; Metazoa; Platyhelminthes; Trematoda; Strigeidida; Schistosomatidae
Source: the annotation of a GenBank genome assembly